Molecule: messenger RNA, 1533 nt
Organism: Glarea lozoyensis ATCC 20868
Lineage: Eukaryota; Fungi; Ascomycota; Leotiomycetes; Helotiales; Helotiaceae
Exons: 3
Coding region: 1-1533 (510 amino acids)
Biological process (GO): protein insertion into mitochondrial inner membrane from matrix; mitochondrial respiratory chain complex IV assembly
Cellular component (GO): mitochondrial inner membrane
Molecular function (GO): membrane insertase activity
Source: RefSeq, a predicted model, not a curated record
AUGUUACCGAAUAGAGGUGUUCGCUGCUCAAUACAGCACAUAUCCAUUGGAAGGAGGCGGAUAGCGGGUGUCUCUGGGAGACAGUUUUCUUCCGUCCGAUAUGACAUUACACGAGGAAAUCCAAUCCUUCCCGGGCGCGGCACCUUUACAACCUCACCGCGAGCGUGGUCUUCAAAGACGCAUGGUGUAGUGCUGGGUGCAACUGCGGUACGAUUUGCUUCUUGGGGUUCAUGGACAUCAGGACCCUCCUCUGCUACAACACCACCCCCGCCAGCCACGAAUCAAACUCCUAUACAAACCCCCUCAACGACUCCCACAACCUUCGACGAGACAGCCAGCUCCGCGACAGACCCCCUUCCAACCCCUCCUAUACCAGAAGCACCGUUUUCGGUGGAUUCGACAGGAGAUUUUGUAACACCGCUCGACAACCUAGACAAUUUCCUCGUAAAUGCCUCCAGCAUCUCCCCAGACCAAAUUGGAUACCUUCAAUCUUUAGGCAUUCAGUACUCAAGAUUUAGGCCGACUGGAUUGAUGGAAUUUGUGGUGGAACAUAUCCAUGUAUAUAGCGGUACGCCAUGGUGGGCGACAAUCGCCUUGACUGCAGUCGCAGUCCGAUGUGUUUUCUUCAAAGUGUUCGUAAAUGCUGCAGAGAACAACACCCGAAUGCGAGCGAUCAUGCCUAUUACGAAACCCAUCACAGAAAAGAUGCAGGCAGCGGCUAAAGCACGCGACCAGCAAGGUGUCAUGGUACAUCGUUCCGAGCUCCAAAUGAUUCACAAACGUGCAGGAGUCAGUAUUGUAAAAGGAUUCCUACCAACGCUACAGUUUUUCCCGGCAAUGGGUACCUUUUUCCUCCUCCGAGAGAUGUGUAAGAUUCCAGUACCAGGUCUUGAAACGGGCGGUAUUUUAUGGUUUAAGGACUUGACACUUCAAGACCCGUACUUUAUAUUGCCCAUGGCGGCCGCCACGAUGCUGCAUUUGGUUUUGCGGAAAGGUGGCGAGGCAGGUAAUUCCACAAUGGACCCUUCAAUCCAAAAAGCGAUGAUGUUCGGACUUCCAGCGCUGUCACUAGCAUUUACCUGGUGGUUUCCAGCAGCUGUCCAGCUCUCCUUCGCUAUCACUUCAACGAUAUCCUAUGGUCAAGUUGUUGCCAUGGCAAAUCCUACGUUCAGGUCUUUUUUCAAUAUGACACCCGUCCCACCACAAACCCCUACAGGACCUGGAAGCUCAAGCUCUUCCGUCUCUCAAUCCACGACCUCCACACCUUCCGUACUCUCCCAAGCUGAGCUCAAUUCUCGUUUCCAAGGAACAAGCACACCAAAGAAAUUGUUCAACGAGGCCAAGGAAGGCUUUGAGGGGACUUUGAAACUGGCGAAGGAAAAGAUGUCUGAAAGCACUGAAGACAGGGAGCGCAAGAGGGUGGAGGACUACGAAGCAAGGCGGCAAAAAGAAAUUGCACAGGAGAAGAUACGACGCACUAACCAAGCGCGGUCGAAGCGUCAAAGCAAAUUUUCGAAGUAUACGCAAAAAUAG